AUGGAGGAAGGUGGAGGUAUGGACGGCCAUUCAUCUCCUAUGGAAGCAGCUUCGCCUGCGGUGGUGGUGGCAGGCGCUGCUUCUCUGGACUUGUCUCUAACACUGGCCCCUGUGUCACCACCACCACCACCUUCCUCUUGUUGGGCUGCAGCAGAUAUUGUUCUUCCUUCUUCUACAGGCGCCGGUGGCAAUUACCAUGGCCAUGGUGGUGGGAGGCUCUUCUCGUGCCUCUUCUGCGACAAGACCUUCCUCAAGUCGCAGGCGUUGGGGGGCCACCAGAACGCGCACAAGAAGGAGAGGGUCGCCGGCAGCUGGAACGCCCACCUCUACCUUCCCGCGGCAGGGGCAGCCAAUCAGCCGGCCGCCGCGACGUCCAUGCUGCCGCCGACCUCGCGGCCCUUUGUCGACGACCGCGAGCAGCAGCAGCAGCAGCAGCUUGAUCUUAGCCUCAAGCUCUAG
Triticum dicoccoides is the source of this 459-nucleotide messenger RNA. RefSeq names its product zinc finger protein 628-like. Gene Ontology annotation, molecular function: DNA-binding transcription factor activity. NCBI's taxonomy places the organism in Eukaryota, Viridiplantae, Streptophyta, Magnoliopsida, Poales, Poaceae. The coding region runs from base 1 to 459 and encodes 152 amino acids. The transcript has a single exon. The record is from RefSeq and is a predicted model, not a curated record.